This is a messenger RNA of Fulmarus glacialis (Northern fulmar), 3393 nucleotides long. RefSeq names its product neuron navigator 2. The transcript has 22 exons. Gene Ontology annotation, molecular function: ATP binding; ATP hydrolysis activity. NCBI's taxonomy places the organism in Eukaryota, Metazoa, Chordata, Aves, Procellariiformes, Procellariidae. Gene Ontology annotation, biological process: neurogenesis; nervous system development. The annotation marks the transcript as partial. The record is from RefSeq and is a predicted model, not a curated record.
GUAUACUCCAUCCUCCCAACUCCGUAAUCAAGAAGAUGCAAAAGAAUGGCUACGGUCCCAUUCAGCAGGCGGACUUCAGGAUACUGCUGGCAAUUCUCCAUUUUCAUCUGGAUCCAGCAUAACAUCACCCUCUGGAACUAGAUUUAACUUCUCGCAGCUUGCAAGCCCAACCACUGCAGCCCAGAUGAGCCUGUCAAAUCCAACCAUGCUGCGGACCCACAGCCUUUCCAAUGCAGAUGGUCCUUAUGACCCCUAUAGUGAUACGCGCUUCAGGAACAGCUCGAUGUCCCUGGAUGAGAAAAGCAGAACAAUGAGCCGGUCUGGCUCUUUCCGCGAUGGCUUUGAAGAAGUGCAUGGUUCUUCUCUCUCUUUGGUGUCCAGUACGUCAUCUAUUUAUUCAACACCUGAAGAGAAGUGCCAGUCAGAGAUUCGCAAGCUACGAAGAGAGUUGGAUGCAUCCCAAGAAAAAGUGUCAGCUCUGACAACUCAGUUGACUGCCAAUGCUCACCUGGUGGCAGCAUUUGAGCAGAGCCUGGGGAACAUGACGAUCAGACUGCAGAGCCUGACAAUGACAGCGGAACAAAAGGACUCAGAACUGAACGAGUUAAGGAAGACUAUUGAACUACUGAAGAAGCAAAAUGCUGCUGCCCAGGCUGCCAUCAAUGGAGUCAUCAACACACCUGAGCUCAACUGCAAAGGACCUGGAGCUGCUCAACCCACAGACCUGCGGAUCCGAAGGCAGCACUCUUCGGAUAGCGUCUCCAGUAUUAACAGUGCUACCAGUCACUCCAGUGUGGGAAGCAACAUAGAGAGUGAUUCAAAGAAAAAGAAGAGGAAGAACUGGGUCAAUGAGUUACGCAGCUCCUUCAAGCAAGCUUUUGGUAAAAAGAAAUCUCCCAAGUCAGCAUCUUCUCACUCAGAUAUUGAGGAGAUGACCGAUUCUUCAUUACCUUCUUCACCAAAGCUACCACACCAUAACUCCACUGUUUCAACACCAUUGCUGAGAGCUUCCCAUUCCAAUUCUCUUAUUUCUGAAUGCACUGACAGUGAAGCUGAAACGGUCAUGCAGUUACGAAAUGAGCUAAGAGACAAGGAGAUGAAGUUGACUGAUAUUCGUCUAGAAGCCCUUAGCUCCGCUCAUCAGCUUGACCAGCUUCGGGAGGCGAUGAACAGAAUGCAGAGUGAGAUUGAAAAAUUAAAAGCAGAAAAUGAUCGGCUGAAAUCUGAAAACCACGGCAGCUGUAGCAGGGCUCAGUCUCAGGUUUCCAUUUCAUCCUCUCCAAGACAUUCAGUGGGUCUCUCUCAACACAGUUUGAACCUCACGGAGUCAACCAGUCUCGACAUGCUGUUAGAUGACAGUGGAGAUAGCUCUGCCCGGAAAGAAGGAGGCAGGCACGUCAAAAUAGUUGUCAACUUUCAGGAUGAGAUGAAAUGGAAGGAGGAUUCGAGACCUCGCACCUUCCUCAUAGGCUGCAUCGGAGUCAGUGGCAAGACCAAAUGGGAUGUUCUGGAUGGGGUUGUAAGACGGUUGUUUAAGGAGUAUAUCAUUCACGUGGAUCCUGUGAGCCAGUUGGGACUGAAUUCAGACAGUGUUCUGGGCUACAGCAUUGGAGAAAUCAAACGCACUAAUAGUGCAGAGACACCUGAGCUGUUGCCCUGUGGCUAUCUAGUUGGAGAAAACAACACUAUUUCAGUUACCAUCAAAGGUGUCUGCGAGAACAGUUUGGACGGUCUGGUGUUUGAAUCACUGAUCCCAAAGCCUAUCCUGCAGCGUUAUGUCUCUCUUCUGAUGGAACAUAGACGGAUUAUCUUAUCUGGCCCCAGUGGCACUGGUAAAACAUACCUGGCAAACCGCCUGUCUGAGUAUAUGGUCCUUAGAGAGGGCAGGGAGUUGGCCGAUGGCAUUAUUGCAACCUUCAACGUGGACCAUAAAUCCAGUAAGGAACUCCGCCAAUACCUGUCCAACCUCGCAGACCAGUGUAACAGUGAAAAUAACGCUGUGGAUAUGCCUCUUGUAAUCAUUUUGGAUAAUUUGCAUCAUGUUAGCUCCCUAGGAGAGAUCUUUAAUGGACUUCUAAACUGCAAGUACCACAAAUGUCCGUAUAUUAUUGGCACAAUGAACCAAGCCACCUCCUCAACACCUAAUCUUCAGCUUCACCAUAAUUUCAGAUGGGUGCUGUGUGCUAACCACACUGAGCCAGUCAAAGGCUUCCUUGGCCGUUUCUUGAGAAGAAAACUAAUUGAAACAGAGAUCAGCGGCAGGAUGAGAAAUGCAGAGCUGGUUAAAAUUAUUGAUUGGAUUCCCAAGGUCUGGCAACAUCUGAACAAAUUCUUGGAGGCCCACAGCUCCUCUGAUGUUACUAUUGGUCCACGGCUCUUCCUCUCCUGUCCGAUAGAUGUAGAUGGUUCUAGAGUUUGGUUUACUGACUUGUGGAACUACUCCAUCAUCCCGUAUCUUCUGGAGGCAGUUAGAGAAGGGCUACAGUUGUAUGGGAGGAGAGCGCCCUGGGAGGAUCCUGCCAAAUGGGUGAUGGACACCUACCCCUGGGCGGCCACCCCGCAGCACCAUGAGUGGCCUCCUCUGCUACAGCUGCGGCCUGAAGACGUGGGCUUUGACGGCUACUCCAUGUCACGGGAAGGCUCGACCAGCAAACAAGUUCCAGUGAGUGAUGCUGAAGGAGAUCCUUUGAUGAACAUGCUAAUGAGAUUGCAGGAAGCAGCCAACUACUCAAGUCCGCAGAGUUACGACAGUGACUCGAACAGCAACAGCCAUCAUGAUGACAUCCUCGACUCGUCUCUGGAGUCGACGUUGUGAUCUUCCUCGGAUAGAAAUAGGUUGUUCCCGUUAUCGCUCUCCCAUUUGCCAAGAACCCUGAUCACAGACUCAUGAAAAGAACACGUUCCUGGGCUGGGCUGGGAUCUCAGUAUUAGAGCUGCAAGAACAAGAAGACACUUGGAGUCAGUCUUGAACCUGGGUGCAGGCAACCCAAGCGACCUUUGUAUUGUUUGUCUUUUGAGGAUGAUGAGAACUGCACUAGUCCUUUGUUUUCUUCUGUUUAGUUGCUGUAAGCUCUCAUGCCUAAGAUACUGAAGAUGUUAAAAAUAAUCAUCAUUACUAAAAGUUGAAGGGGCGGGGAGGGGAACUUCACAGCUAUGAAGCAAACAGCUUUGUGCCAUGUACUGUCCAGAAGGAGAGGGGAGAGGAAAUUGUUGCCUAUGCUGCUUCUGACCAAACACAUUUAGGUGAGGGCUGGACUUUUACCAAUCAGCUUUGCGGAUUAAACUCAGCUUCAUAUAGUUCUGGUGCUAUAACAAUAUCGCUUGCCUUGGUAAUAAUACUCAAUAAAGGCAAAGCUGUAAACCAGGGAAGUUUGAAUAAAUAUUAAAAAAAGA